GUUAUCUUCUAGCCCCGCCAAACCCGGUAGCCAGGAGAAUCGAGUUUCUCAGGUUUGCACUUACACUUUGCUGAAUUGGGGAAGAUUUAGUUGGUACGAUUAAAACAGCAGUGCACGGACAUCGUAUCUUUCUUUAGGAUUCAACGUUGUGACAUGUGGAUAUUACAAAGAAACGACAGCUGGAAUAUUCUUAGUACUCAAUGUUUUUUUUUGGCUCAGAUGUGUAUACCAAAUGUCUCUGCUUUGCUGAAAAACUGGCUGUAGUGUGAAGCAAUGUUUAACAAGAGCGCACAUUUACAACGUUAACGUUAUAUGUUGCAAGCGACAGCAUUAUCUCGACCGACAGGUCACCAGGUUUUAGGUUACCUGAGCUGCCAUGGCCACAGCAGCGAAACCUGCUGCAGGUGUACACUCCGGAAGGAUGAAUUCAAAUCGACACCUGAGGAACUUUGGGGUCAAUCCCGCCGCUAUGGCUUAUGCCAUGACGACGCUUGGAUCGUGCAUGAUUAACACUAUUUUCAGCUUCUACUAUGUCAAACUGUUUAUUAACAAGUACAAUGUAUCAGAGGGAGCGUUCCACACAUCUCAAGUGGUAUACAUGGUGUGGAAUGCCAUCAAUGACCCACUCUUUGGAUACCUUCAAGAUAACUCCCAGGUGUCUUGCUGUUCUCAUCGUCGUCUCUCCAUCCUGUAUGGUGCACCCCUCUACUCACUCACUUUCCUCCUGGCCUGGUUCCCAUGGCGGACCUACACUUCUGGCGAUUGGUUAAGCGGCCUGCAUUUGACAGUGACACUGUGCGCUUUUGAUGGCUUGUUGACAUUUGUGCUUCUGGCACAAUGUGCGUUGUUUGCAGAGAUUUCCAGCCAGCAUCAGAGCAGACUCAGACUUGUAAAGUACAGCCAGGUGGCUUCUCUCAUUGGCUCUUCCAGUGUCCUCUUCUGCGGUAUACUGUCCAGAAACAUGGAGGACUUCGCAGUUUUCCAAGUCUACACAGUGCUGAUCGCCAUCCUGAGCUGUGGCUGCAUGCUCUACACAGGCUUCUACAGUGAGAGCCGCUUUGAUAACAAAGGAUCCCAGUCAGAUGCACAGCUGUCUGUGGACCAGACCUCCCACCAAUCAGGACCUUCCUUCUCCAAUUUAAGAACUUUGCUCUGGCAAAUCCUCACUAACAGGGACUUCCAGCUGUUUGUUGUCAUGAACUUCUUCCAGGUUUUCAUGUUGGCUUUUUUCAAUAAUUUUACCAUUAUUUUUGCGGAGCACCUGAUUCCUCAAAAUGUGCUUCCACCAUUGGCCAAGAGUGUCAUGUAUGGAGCUGGAUUCAUCUGUCCACAGCUGUUAGUAUUGAGCUCUCAGCGUCUGCUCCAUAGUAUUGGCUACUACAGGAUCAUCCUCUUUACCUUCUACACCGAGGCUGUGAUGGCAGCCAUGAUGCUAGCACUUGGUCCUCAGCACUACUAUAUCCUGGCGUUAUUCCUGACUUUCAACAUGGUUAUUAUUCAAGCUGCCUUCAGUCUUUUUGGCUUGCCUUUAGCUGACAUCAUCGACACAGACCUUCAGAGGUACAAGCGCAGUACCCCAAUCUCCUCCAUGGUGUUCGGGACGAAUGCCCUGUUCACUAAGCCUGCGCAGUCUCUGGCUCCUAUGAUGGUGCUCAGUGUCCUCAACCAGUUUGGAUAUGAAAAACUGAAGGAUGCCGGAAGUGAUUCAAAUCAAAGUGACUUGGAGAGCCUCCACAGUGUCAUGUUUUACUUGGUGUGUCUGGUGCCAGUGUUUGUCGCUACUCUGCAGGCCAUGGCUUGGAGGCCGUUUUCAAUACAGAACAGUCACACUGUGGAAACAAAGUACCUUGACAACUAACCUCAGAAUUGCACAAUCGAAGCAUUGAAUAUGUGAGGAAACAAGGUUUAUACUGAUGCAUUUUGUGAUUUAACUUCAAAUAAACAAUUGGAAAUCAGCCCUACCAUGCUACUGGAAAUCCAGACCAGACAUAGCAGGGCUCAAAAUAAUCUAAUCUCCCUUGAAAUCCUAUUCCCUCAACAAAAUCCAAUUCUCACAGUUUUACUGGCAUGUUAAAUUACUGGACGUGUAGUCUCUGACCUUAGCAACUAAUUAGCAGCAACGUAUUGUAUAGACUAGAGGAUAUGCUUAUUUGAUAAGGGCCUGUGUCCACUGACAGCAUUCUUUUCUAAGCAAAACCAGCAGCCGAAGCACAAAGGCGACCAGAACAUCCACUGUUUGUUGUUGCUGUGUCCCACCGCUCUCAGUUGAAAGUAGUUUACUACUUACUUUUGGCACUAAGCUGUGCUUGUCAGUGCAACUUCUACCUCAGCUAACAAUCAAAAUUAAAAAGGGGCGGGUCUUCAGAUAUUAACUUUUUUUAAGGGUAUAAAUUCAAGGUCUGAGCUACUGCUAAUGCCAGAAUGCAUUUUUUUCCCAUUAUUUUUAAGUUUUCUAUGUAAAAAAAAAAAUUGAAAACUAAUAUUAAUCAUACAGAAUAAUUUGAAAACAGACUUCACAGUCAAGUAGCUGAAUUGCUGUGAGACAACUUUUGUAACUUAGCAAUAGAAAGCACCAAUAGCGCUCUGACAUUGAGGUUGUGGGCACUGCCAGCACAAAAAACAGCCUUAAUUGACUCCUACUGAAGGAGAGGAGGACAAACUAUCAGGAUGUGCGACUCCACAUUCACAUACUGUGUACACACUGAGACUUAAAAUACACUUUGAAUUGAGUGUAAAGGACAUUACAAUGUUUACUGACUGUACAUAUGGGUCUUUUUAUAAAUCUUAUGGCAUUGUUUUACAUAAGGUUCCAUUUAGAUUCUGUAACAAAACAGGAUGCCUUACAAACAUACCAGGUGGUUGAAUAAUGCCUUUCUAUGUAUACAUUUGAAAUUUCCGAGUACUUGGAGAGUCUUUUUCUCUGAUAAGACCAACAACUCUGCCUUUCCUCUCUUAGUUGAACAUUGUCUUGUGUAAAUACUACUGUAAUAAAUGUGAAAUCAUAACUUUUUCCCUUUGGUUACCAAAGUUUUGGAUUAAAUGUGGUUUUGUGCAAUGCC
Messenger RNA from Notolabrus celidotus (New Zealand spotty), 3059 nucleotides. RefSeq names its product major facilitator superfamily domain containing 13a-like (gene mfsd13al). The coding region runs from base 377 to 1858 and encodes 493 amino acids. The transcript has 7 exons. Lineage: Eukaryota; Metazoa; Chordata; Actinopteri; Labriformes; Labridae. The record is from RefSeq and is a predicted model, not a curated record.